Molecule: messenger RNA, 965 nt
Organism: Musca vetustissima
Lineage: Eukaryota; Metazoa; Arthropoda; Insecta; Diptera; Muscidae
Product: peroxisomal biogenesis factor 19-like
Exons: 4
Coding region: 62-931 (289 amino acids)
Biological process (GO): protein import into peroxisome membrane
Cellular component (GO): peroxisomal membrane; peroxisome
Source: RefSeq, a predicted model, not a curated record
AAUAUUUUCCUUCAAUAUUUCGAAAUAAUUGUUUUAAAUCUUUCCCAAAUAAUCACGUGCCAUGGCCGAUCAACAAAAACCCAAUGACAACGAUCUCAACGAAUUGCUGGAUAAUGCCCUGCAAGAUUUCGUAAAGGAUGACAAACAAACGGCCAAUGGCGAUGGUUCGAAUGCUGCUCAAGAUGGUGCCGAAGGCAAUCCAGAAUCAGAGGAAUUCUUUUUGGAACAGGCCAAGUUGUUGGCUGAACGUAUGAACACAUUGUUCGGCGGUCCCGAUACACCCACAGGCGAUGUUGCACCCUUGCCACAAGAUCCCGAACAAAUUAUGGCUGGUUUUAAGAAAAUGGCCGAAGCCGCUGCCAAGACGUUACAAGGUGAAAAUACUGCCAGCGAUGAAGAGGUUGCCAAAUAUUCCGACAGCAUAGCACAGGCUUUGAAGGGUCUGCAAGAAGGCACCGAUAACUUAACUGCACCUGUCUCAGAAAAUGAUGUUGCCAAUAUGUUUGGUGGUUUAAGUCUGGAUAGUGCUGCUUCCGAUGAUGGUAACAUGUUCCUACCAUUCAUGGAAGGUAUGAUGCAAUCACUACUCUCAGCUGAAAUUCUACUACCCAGCAUUAAGGAACUUUUGGAAAAAUAUCCCAAAUAUUUGGAAGAAAACGGCAGUAAAAUAUCAGCCGAAGAUAAGGAACGUUACGAGAAACAAUUGGAAUUGUACAAAAUUAUCGAAGGUCAUUUAGAAAAUGAAAAUCCCAAUGAUACGGCCAAGGAAAAGCGCGACAAAUUCCGUGUUGUCCUAGAGGAUAUGCGUAAAUUGCAGGAAUAUGGUCAACCACCAGAAGAAAUCUUAGCCGAAACCGCUGGUGAUUUGCCAGUACUUGACCCCGCAGCUGCUGGUGCUGCUGCUGGCAACCCUCAAUGCCCCAUGAUGUAGCUAAUUUCCUAAUUUUGACUCGUAUUUAUUAAAC